This is a messenger RNA of Aspergillus affinis, 765 nucleotides long. RefSeq lists its product as uncharacterized. The record is from RefSeq and is a predicted model, not a curated record. NCBI's taxonomy places the organism in Eukaryota, Fungi, Ascomycota, Eurotiomycetes, Eurotiales, Aspergillaceae. The coding region runs from base 1 to 765 and encodes 254 amino acids. The transcript has a single exon.
AUGGAAAUCGCAGGCGACUACAUUGAUCCAGCCACAUCCCUUGCACUUGCAGCGGGACUCUUCACCGGAUGGGAAGAAAUCUUCUUCGUCGUCGCAAUUCUCUUCCCGUUCCCAGAGUCAAUCCUCGCCUACGUACAAAACCUCCGAGAUAAUCAAAACCAACACAUCCUCGAACUCGAAGCUACCAACGUCAUCCGCCAAGGAGACCCCGCCUGCGCCGCGCAAAUCGAGCACGUGAGACUCGAAUACGAAAGACAACAAAUCCUCUGCAGACGUACUCAAAUCGAGCACGACCCUGCCGCGCGUCAGGUCCUGGAAACACUCACACAGUAUAUCGCGAUGCGAUAUGGAACGCAGCUCAUUACCGUCGAGGAGCGGUUUCAGCUUGCUUUAGAGGUGUGUGAUAGUGGGCGGGAGGGGCUGGUGCAGGGGGGUUUGGAGUGUUGGAUCCCAAAUGCCAUAGAGGUUAGUUUGGAGUUACAGAAUGAGCUGGACGGUUUCCUGCAGGAUACUAGUUGGGUUAAUCAGUUGGUUGAGUACACGGUUCAUACGGGGUAUUGUCUGCUUUGGGCCGAGGAGGCGCGUCAGGCACAAGGUGUGAUUGAGGAGCCUCAGCCAUCUUGUGCUAGUUCAACUGGGGAGGUUGUUUCGUACAGCCGGGAACAAGAAUGGGAGAUUCGGGAACAAGCAUGGAAGUUUGUGGAACCUGGACAUUUGAUGAGACUGGAAACUAUGUCAAUGUGGGUGUACAAUGAUGAAAACUAG